UACACAAUCAUCAUGGCCGCCGCCGCGUCCGCGUCCCCCGACUCGGAGGAGGCCGGCAUGGAAGCCGAGGCCCAGAACCCGCCUGUGGGGGCCCAGGAGGACGGCGAGCAAGAGCCCCUGUCAACCAACAAUCCUCCGGAGACGGACGCGCCUGAGGAGGACCCUCCGGACCCUUCCCAGGCGUCUGUCAGCAACGGCGGUGACUCCGAGCUGGAGAAGGAGCUGGUGGAGCUCAAGAUCAUCUGGAACAAGAACAAGUACGAUGUGAAGUUCCCGCUGGACAGCACGGGCGCAGACCUGAAGCAGAAGAUCCACUCACUGACAGGCCUUCCUCCCACCAUGCAAAAGGUCAUGUUCAAGGGGCUUCUGCCGGAGGAGAAAACGUUACGGGAAAUCAAAGUAAUCAACGGUGCAAAAAUAAUGGUGGUGGGCUCCACCAUCAACGACGUCUUAGCAGUGAGCAUACCGAAAGAUGCCGCACAGCAGGAAGUGAAGUCAGAGGAGACCAAAAAGGAGCCGCUCUGCAGGCAAAAGCAACACAGGAAAGUGUUGGAUAAAGGCAAGCCUGAUGACGUGAUGCCUUCUGUCAAAGGUGUGCAGGAGCGCCUGCCAACUGUUCCUUUGUCGGGUAUGUACAACAAGUCAGGCGGGAAGGUGCGGCUCACUUUCAAACUCGAACAAGAUCAGCUCUGGAUUGGCACUAAAGAGAGAACAGAAAAAUUGCCCAUGGGGUCCAUCAAGAACGUGGUGAGUGAACCUAUUGAAGGACAUGAAGACUAUCACAUGAUGGCCUUUCAGCUGGGUCCUACCGAAGCCUCUUACUACUGGGUGUACUGGGUCCCCACUCAAUACGUCGAUGCCAUCAAGGACACAGUGCUGGGGAAGUGGCAGUAUUUUUGAAGGCACGCUCACCUCUGGCACUGGAGACUGGCACGGAGCAAAGGACACU
Messenger RNA from Euleptes europaea (tarantolino), 949 nucleotides. It is a transcript of the gene UBFD1, whose product is annotated as ubiquitin family domain containing 1. Gene Ontology annotation, molecular function: cadherin binding; RNA binding. The transcript has 7 exons. The record is from RefSeq and is a predicted model, not a curated record. NCBI's taxonomy places the organism in Eukaryota, Metazoa, Chordata, Lepidosauria, Squamata, Sphaerodactylidae. Bases 13 to 900 code for a protein of 295 amino acids.